Molecule: messenger RNA, 9962 nt
Organism: Perca fluviatilis (European perch)
Lineage: Eukaryota; Metazoa; Chordata; Actinopteri; Perciformes; Percidae
Gene: mical3a
Product: microtubule associated monooxygenase, calponin and LIM domain containing 3a
Exons: 47
Coding region: 345-7925 (2526 amino acids)
Molecular function (GO): protein binding; FAD binding
Source: RefSeq, a predicted model, not a curated record
AGAUCCAGGCAUUAGCAUACUGACAGAGGUCCAGCACUGCAGAUCUCUCUCUCUCUGUCUCUUGUUAUUGUUUUUUAGUCUGUCCGUAAAAGACAGGAAGACAAGGAGAGCAGGGAGGAGGACGAGUGUGAAACAAAUCCUGUGUGUGACGGAUGAGAAAAGAGGAUAUCUGCCUUUUUCACUGGUCCCAGCACAGAAUUCAGAAGCCACUUAAUGAAGAUGCUUGAGGCUGGGAGUUAGGAGCGCCCCACCCUAUAGAGUGUAUUCCAGGGCUGGGGGCUGGAUCCAGAGACCCCUGCCUGGGGGGGGUGAAGGGCACUCACAGCCCUGUGUGAGUCUGGACUAUGGGGGAUGGAGGCGCAGCUGCAACUGGAGGAGAUGGGGUGAACAAGUCCCAUGUCCUGUUUGACAAAUUUGUCCAGGGGACCACGUGUAAGGGCACGCUCAAGGCCUUCCAGGAGCUGUGUGACCACCUGGAAGUCAAGCCCGGCGAGUACAGGAUCUUCUAUCACAAGCUCAAGUCCAAACUCAACUACUGGAAGGCCAAGGCGCUCUGGGCAAAGUUAGACAAGAGGGCCUGCCAUAAGGAGUACAAAAAGGGCCGUGCCUGUGCCAACUCAAAGUGUCUGAUCAUUGGUGCGGGACCAUGCGGCCUACGCACAGCCAUCGAGCUGGCUUUCCUCGGGGCCAAAGUGGUGCUGUUGGAAAAGAGAGAUGCCUUCUCCAGGAACAAUGUGCUGCACCUCUGGCCCUUCACCAUCCAGGACCUCAGGGGCCUCGGGGCCAAAAAGUUCUACGGAAAGUUCUGUGCCGGUGCUAUCGAUCAUAUCAGUAUUCGUCAGCUUCAGUUAAUUCUCCUGAAAGUGGCACUCCUGCUGGGCAUUGAGAUCCAUGUCAAUGUGGAGUUCAAGGGUCUUAUUGAGCCCCCACAAGAUCAAGAGACUGAAAGAAUAGGUUGGAGGGCUGAGGUCCACCCCAGGACACACCCUGUCAAUGAGCUGGAGUUUGAUGUCAUCAUCGGAGCAGAUGGAAGGAGGAACACGCUGCCAGGAUUUCGGCGUAAGGAGUUCCGGGGCAAGCUUGCCAUUGCCAUCACCGCGAACUUCAUCAACAGGAACACGUCGGCGGAGGCAAAGGUUGAGGAGAUCAGCGGGGUGGCCUUCAUCUUCAACCAGAAGUUCUUUCAAGACCUCAGAGAAGCAACAGGUAUUGACCUGGAAAACAUUGUCUACUACAAGGAUGACACGCACUACUUUGUGAUGACUGCCAAAAAACAGAGCCUACUGGAGAAAGGAGUCAUUCUGCAUGACUAUGCAGACACAGAGCUGCUGCUGUCUAGAGCUAACGUGGACCAGGCUGCCCUGCUGUCUUACGCCAGCGAGGCUGCAGAUUUCUCCACCAACCAUCAGCUGCCCGCGCUGGACUUUGCCAUCAACCACUACGGCCAGCCCGACGUAGCCAUGUUCGACUUCACCUGCAUGUACGCUUCAGAGAACGCCGCCAUGGUGCGCCAACGCAAUGGCCACAAGCUGCUGGUGGCGCUUGUGGGCGACAGCCUGUUGGAGCCCUUCUGGCCCAUGGGCACUGGCAUCGCCCGAGGUUUCCUGGCAGCCAUGGACUCAGGCUGGAUGGUGAAGAGCUGGGCUCAGGAAAAAACCCCUCUCGAGGUUCUGGCUGAGAGGGAGAGUAUAUAUCGUCUACUGCCCCAGACCACGCCAGAAAACGUCAGUAAGAACGUCAGUCAUUUCAGCGUGGAUCCAACCACACGUUACCCCAACAUUAGCCUUAACUUCCUCAAGCCCAGCCAGGUGAGGCACCUCUGCGACACAGGGGAGUCCAGGGAAGUGCACAUUGAAAUUGAGAAUGUGAUCAACUCGUCAACACCCAAGUUGGCCAGGAAUGACAAUUGCCUGCUUGCCAAGCAGUUGCAAGAAUCCAUAGCUCGAUCCAGUAAGCUGCUGAACUGGUGCCAGAGACAAACGGAGGGAUACAGGAAUGUUAAUGUAACAGACCUUACGAUGUCUUGGAAGAGCGGUCUGGCCCUGUGCGCCCUCAUUGACCGAUACAGACCGGACCUCAUUGACUUUGAUUCCCUGGACGAGCGAGACCAGGAGAAGAACAACCAGUUGGGUUUCGACGUGGCGGAGAGGGAAUUUGGCAUUUCGCCCUGCAUGACUGGCAAGGAGAUGUCGUCUGUGGUGGAGCCAGACAAACUCUCCAUGGUCAUGUACCUCAGCCAGUUCUAUGAGAUGUUUAAGGACACAGUGCCACCCGGAGAUAACCACAACUUGAGUCCUGAGGAGAAGGCAGCACUGAUAUCCAGCACCAAAUCUCCCAUCUCCUUCCUCAGCAAACUUGGUCAGAGCAUAGCAAUAUCCAGGAAACGAAAUCCGAAGCAGGACAAAAAAGAGAAGGAUGUGGACAGUUUGGGGAAGAGAAGGAAAACCAGCCAGUCUGAAGAUGAGGAGGUAUCCAGGACCGGUCGUGACGACAGGCCGCCCGUCACGGCCGUCCUGUCGGAGAGAAAAAUGGACUCCUGCGCCGCGGGGAACCACAACAAAGUCAAAGUCAUGGCCACCCAGCUGCUCGCCAAGUUUGAGGAGAACGCGCCGCAGCCUACGGGACUCAAACGGCAGGGGGAGUCUCUGCCCAACCUGGACUGCCUUUCGCCCCUUAUCCCGCCCAAAACCCCUUUGAAUGAGCCGGUGCGCCUUGCACCUGUCCCAGCAUGGAGAAAGAGACGCACACAGCAGCAGGAGCAGCUGAGCAUUCGCUACAAAGAAAUGAUCAAGUGUCAGACACUGCCUAACAGAGGGGAGCAGGCCAGGAGUGGUGCAGACCAACUGUCCAGCUCGGGCUCUCGCAGCUGCCCAAAGAAAACCAUUCUGCUCCCUUCUUCCUCCUCCACUUCCUCGCUCUCUCUUCACUCAGAGCAUUUGCGUAAAAGUCCGGAGGAAGAGGAGCUUGAAUACUACGAGAUGCCUCUAAAAUACGGGGAGUGGAAGCUUCCGCACCUGACAGACCCAAGACCCAUUCACAUACCUGGUAUACAGGAGAGGGCGGAUCGCCUAAUCUCCAGGUUUAAGGGCAAACCUGACAGGCCACCAAAGCCUAAGAAAAAGCCGUCCCGUUUCUUUUUAGAGCAGUGGCACUUGUCCCGGGACCUGAGUGUGAGUCCUGGUUUACCACUAUCCUCUCCUGACUCUUCCAGAAAGGAGCCAGCAAGGCCUCUACACUCUGAUGAUGAAAUGCCCUUAUAUGUGCUUAGCAUUCAGGAGAGGGCUGAGCAACUUGCCUCUCAGUUUGAGGGCAAGUCAGCCAGACCACAGCCUAAGAAAAAACCCUCACGUUUUUUUAUGGAACAAUGGCACCUGCCCCGAGACCAGUCUCCUCCUGAUUCCCCCCCCUCCACCUCUGACACCUUGAGACAGCGCUAUGUAAGGAUGUACACAGGCGGAGUUAGCUCAUUGGCUGAGCAGAUAGCCAGUCAGCUUCAGUCUCAGGAAGACCCUAAGCCCCAACCCGAAAAGAGGGAUUUGGGCUCUCUCAGAAAAGAGUUCCCCGUCAACAUCGGUGGCAGUGAUGUGUGCUUCUUCUGCCGAAAGCGUGUGUACGUGAUGGAGAGGCUAAGCGCGGAGGGGAAGUUCUUCCAUCGCAGCUGCUUUAAGUGCGAGUACUGUGGCACCACACUGCGACUGUCCUCCUACGCCUUCGAUGUGGAGGAUGGGAAAUUUUACUGCAAGCCCCACUUCUGUUACCGUCUGUCUGGCUAUGCACAGAGAAAGAGGCCUGCUCCCUCCCCAGCUCCAGUCACUGCUAAGGAGAACCAGGCGCCCCAAACUCCUACGGCGACCGUUGAUGCCCCCGGAAGGGCGAUUGCAGCGGCAGCCCCCUCGGCUGAGCUCCAGCCCUCAGUGCCGGAGGUCAACGGCCUGCAGGAGCCCAGCCUAGCUAAACGUCUACGGGGAACUCCGGAGCGCAUCGAGUUGGAGAACUACCGCCUGUCCCUGCAGAAGGAGGAGGAGCUGGAGGAGGUGCCUGAGGAGACACUGGCAGAACACAACCUCAGCAGCGUGCUGGACAAGGCCGCAGACGCUGACCUGGGCUCCAGUAGCUCCGAGUCAGACAUGGACGAGGAGGAUGAGCAGGAGGACCAGGAGGAGGUGGAACAGCAGCCUCUCAGCCCCUCCGAUCUCGGCGGUGUUCCCUGGAAGGAGGCGGUGGAGCUCCACGCCAAACUGAGGGGCGAGGAAGAGGCCGAGGCUCUGGCCGACGCGGUCAGCAGAGACGGAGAAGUAGAUGAAGACGAGGAGGAAGAUGAGGAAGAUGACGACGAGUCGAGCGACGAGGGGGAUUACUGCCCCUGGGAUAGAGAGCUCCAGUCAGGCCUUUGGCUGGAGAAGCACCUCACAGAUGAAGAAGAUGUUGGUACAUUUAAAGCAAGGAACCUAAGGAUCCAACAGAUCCUGCAGCCUGUGGACCCUCAGGCCAUCCCAGGUUUGGUGAGAACACACGUGGACUCUGAGGGAGACACGGAGGGCCAGCUGGCCUCAGCCUCUCAACUCUCCCAACCCUCUGAGCUCACGCAGGCCUCCUCUACAGCCCUUGCCCACACGUCCGCCCGACACGAGGCAGUGAGAGUCUGGUUGGAGUCCAUGUCUGGAGAGCCCUGUGAGGAUGGAGAUCUGGAAGCAGAAGCAGACAGUCCGGAUAUGGAGCCUGGUACAGAGAUGGAUCAGGAUGACAUCCCUUCAGAUGCAGAAGCUGAGGCUCAUUUGCAUCAGUCAGAGCGUGCCGAAGAGCUUCCCGAGGAAGACAAGAAAUCAGAAAGUCUCAGAAUGUCCUCCAGUAUUGAACCAUCCAGCAUCAGCCCCAUGCAGAAAGAAGAUGUUGUUCUUUCCCCACUCCAUCCAUCUCCAGAGCCUGAAUCACAGAUAACUCUGGUGAUGUCUCCUGGCGCCCGCUUUUUCCCAGAACCAUUCAUACUGGAGGAAAGGAAGGCUGAGAGGACAUCUCCCUCUCCAGCCGCCAAGAGCCCUCUGUUCCCUUCACCCGCACCAGUCCGUGAUCCUUCCUCUCUCCCUUCUCCUACUCUUGCUGCCUCCCCUGUCAGUGUCCCUGCCUCACAUCCCCCCAGUUCACUCACCAAAUCAUCACCAGCCAUCGAGUCACCUGUCAGAUCACCCGUCAGAUCCCCUGUCAAGUCACCUGUUGGCUCCCCGAUCCGCUCUCAGCCCACCCCCUUACCGGAGACUUGCACACCUAUAUCUCCCGUCUACCCUCACCGUUCUAUUUGCCCUCUCACAGGCAACUCCCUCUCCCCAAUCUGUGCUCGGCCUUUGCUCUGCCAGGAACCCUCGUCGCCCCUCGCCUCUGACUCUCCGGUCAGAACUCAGCCUGUCCCUGCGGUCACUUCCACGCCCAUGACCACAACAGACAAGGGCCCGCCCGAGCCUUCAAAUUCUGUAGAUUCCUCAACAGAGGAAACUCCAUCUAAAAAGACAGAUAUCAUUGAGGAAUUUUGGUUAAAGAGUGCCGAGAUCAGAAAAAGCCUCGGUUUGACUCCUUUGGACCGCAGCAGUAAGAUCUUAGAGAGGAGUGUUGUCACGGCUCCAGCGCAGGACUCCGCCCCUGUUAAGACACAGUCUCCCGACGUGCCGGAGGAACAGAAGCCUGCCUUCACUGGCCGCGCUGUCAUCCGCAGACUCAACAUAACUCUUGAGGGUCAGGUCAUUACACCCAUUGCUCUUGCGGAGCCCAAGAGUAAUGGCUCUGAUAAGAGGGACCUGAGCAGCAGCUCUGGCCUGGGGUGGAACGGGAGCAUGGCCACGAGCCAGACCGCAAACAGUGACAGCUAUAACACGUCCGACUCCACCAUGCUUACCCCGCCCUCCAGCCCGCCGCCACCUGUGCCUGCUAAUCAGUCUCCCGCUGUGUUCCGGCAGCAGAGACACCAGGUGUCUUGGAGCAACGGGAUAGAAAAACCUCUACCUGAGCGUGCCAAAGAGCCAACGAAAGUCAAGAGUCCUGUUCCUGCACCGAGGACCCAGCUGAGCCCCGUGUCCGCACCCAAACCCGCACCCAGGAAAGUCUACUCACCCCAGGCAGAGCCAGAGCCAGAACCAGAACCAACUCCAGUGGUCGUCAUGAGGGAGAAGAAGAAGCCACGGCCGCAGGAGGCGAGGAAGUCGUUUGUGGAGACGGUGGAGGAGAUUCCGUUUGCCGAUGACGUGGAAGAGGCCUAUGAUGAGCGGACACCAGACACGAGCAUGAACCGGUACUAUACUCCACCCACCAGCAAGCCCAGCAGGUACAGACCUCCCCUACAUCUGGCUCUAGCCAUGGAAAACGGUAAACCAAGUAUCCAUGUCAACCAAGCCUCCAAGACCGAGAGGGCAACUCAAUUCUCCCCAGAGGCCAAAGAGAUCGCUGAGGAGAGAAUGAAGGCCAGAGAAAAGUCAGUCAAGAGCCAGGCUCUGAAAGACGCCAUGGCCAAGCAGCUCAACAAAAUGAAAGAAUCUGACAAAGACAAGGGUGCCUUACCUAAAACGGCCUGGAGCGUAACCCCAGAUGCUGUCGGAAAAAGUAAAAAGUCAGCCGGGUCUCCGAAGACAUCAGCCGUGAAAGCUCUGGAGUCAAAGAAGGCCGAUAUUUUACCUGAGCGUUUCUUCAGCAGCAACAAGAGUCUGGACAGCUCGGUGGCUUCGUCAGACGGCUCCUCUACGAGUAAGAGCAAGAAACGAAGUUCCCUCUUCUCGCCGCGCAAGAAUAAGAAGGAGAAAAAGGCCAAGAACGACAGCAGCAGGCUCUCCGGCACAGACGAGACACCGCCCAAACACAAGUCGCUGUGGAAGGCCGUCUUCUCAGGGUACAAGAAGGACAAAAAGAAGAAGGACGAUAAAUCAUGUCCGAGCACGCCGUCCUCCAGUUCCACCACUCAGGACUCUGGGAAGAAGAAAACCUCGCCAUCAUCCGACUUGAAAUCCCGCAGAAACUUGAGCUUCUCCGAGGAGUCCGACCUGUCCUGUGAUGAUGUUCUGGAGAGGUCCUCCCAGAAGUCAAAGGCAGAUCAGCACACGGACAUCUUUGACCUAGUAUCAGGCAUGCAGAAGGAAGCGAUUAAGGAGGAGAAACUGGAGAAGGAGAGAAGGAGGGAGUUAAAGGAAAGGAAGAGGGUGAAAGAGAGGCAUAAAGAGAGAGAGCGGGAAAAAGAGGUUGAUCGAGAAAAGGAGAAAAACGAUGAGGAGUCUGUUUAUGUCCCUCACGCACUGGCGUUCAAGAGAUCGUACGCCACAAAGAAAACCUACACCGAGGAAGAGCUGAAUGCCAAGCUGACACGAAGGGUCCAGAAAGCUGCACGCCGACAAGCCAAGCAGGAGGAACUCAAGAGGCUGCACAGAGCCCAGAUCAUCCAGAGACAGUUGGAGCAGGUGGAGGAGAAGCAGAGGCAGCUGGAAGAGAGAGGCGUAGCUGUGGAGAAAGCUUUGAGAGGAGAAGCAGUUGAGCCCUUUGUGGGGAUGCCACGCCGAAGACCCCUCUCCUUCUGCCCCUGCUGGUCCCCUGAAGGCAUGGGCAAGAAGGACGAUCCCAAGCUAAUGCAAGAGUGGUUUAAGCUGGUGCAGGAGAAAAAUGCCCUGGUCCGCUAUGAGUCAGAACUCAUGAUAUUUGCCAGAGAGUUGGAGCUGGAGGACCGACAGAGCCGCCUGCAGCAGGAACUCCGGGAGCGAAUGGCUGUGGAAGACCACCUGAAGUCGGAGAAGGAGCUCAGUCAAGAGAAGCAGAUCUUGAAUGAGAUGUUGGAGGUGGUGGAGCAGCGUGACGCCCUGGUGGCCCUCUUGGAUGAGCAGAGGCUUCGGGAGAAAGAGGAGGACAAGGACCUGGAGGCUGUAAUGCUCUCCAAAGGCUUCAACCUCAACUGGGCUUAGGAGGAAUGAAAUAAUUGCUCGUCAAGCCCUGGUGAAAAGAGUUGACUUGAGAUAGGCGGUCUCUGCCUCGCGUGGUCCUCUUGGAUCAGGAUAGUCUGCUGAACACCUGCAGCAGUGAAUGUGUAAAGAUUCCCCCAACACACACACACACACACACACACACACACACAAACACUACGACUGCCUCUGACAUUGAAGCAGUAUGCAACGUUUACAUAUCCUCUGCCCAAAAGGCAGUCCCAGUUAAUCACUUUGCAGUUUUUUUGCUUGCUCUCGCCCCCUAAGGGUGUAGAAGCGGGUACAUUCACAGCUUUAUCAGCCCAGCCUUGAAGUGGAUCCUCUCAAACAGGGGGGGGCGGGCUUUGGGAGAAUGUUUAAAGACUUGUUUCAUUCUCGAUUAUCUAAAGGGAAGAAUGCAGUUCGGUCCUGCUGAUGUAAAGGAAUUGUAAAGAAUUGUGUUUUUGUGUAUAGUUGUAAGUAAGUCACAUUGUCGGCGGAUGAGGGUCAUCUCUUCUUUUUUUUCCGGAAGAAAAAAAAUAAAUAAAAAAGGACUGCUACAGAGGUAUGUUUAAAUGCUGGAGUGACGUCUCCAGUCUCAGUGUCUGAUUCUCCUUUCCAGUCUGACUGUAGGACGAACAUCCUCUGCUGAAGCUGCCUUUCUAUCCAGUGACAAACUGACUUCUGCAUCCUUACGAACCAUAAAGACACCAUAAAAGGCUCUAUUCCCCCCCCUCACAGUGUUUUUGUGUUUAUGAGUCAACACUAAGAAACCAUUAAAUAUGGCCAUGGUUUUAAUGUAUUUAUUAUCUUUGUCUGUUUUUUUAACAGAUACACAUUUUUGUUUUGUUUUGCAUUCACAGGAGAGUGCCCUGCAUCUCAUUAUCUUGCACUUGUGCAUGACUCAGAUGCACACCAUAAGCCAUUGCAUGUCAGGAAUGAAGGCUGCAGGCACAUAAAAGAACUUUACCUUGUCUUUGAUAGCUAGGACAUAGAAUACAGACUUAUACUAUUUAUGAACACUCAAGCAUUUCACAUGACUCGAUAACGACGGGCCUCUCCUUGACAUGUACUGUACAUCACACACUGACAGUUAACGUUUACGAACGCUUGUCCAUAUUCGAGAUCGGGUGUUUAUGUUUCCUACUGUGGUAAACUGUAGCGAGGUAAAAACAACCGUUGAAAAGGAUUCAUCUUUGAAGGAGCCGUCUCUUCGAGGUCAGAUAUGUUUUCCAGCGUGGGAUGUUCUCAUUAAUGAAGCCGAUUUCACUGUUGUUAAUGGGAGAUCAGCGUAGCUCACAUUACUCAUUUUGUGCCACAGGACUGUCUCUGUCGGUGGAUAUGCUGCAAUAUCUGAGAAAUACACCACGAGGACUUACACACACACCACUCACAUCCAUGUAUGGCAGUGUUAAUACUUUACCUUUGAACAAGAUGCCUUUUUCAUUUUCAUUCUCUAUACUUAAGUUAUAUUUUAUUAUGAUCCUGUAUGUUUUUUGAGGUAGUCACAUAUGUGUAUCCCACUGGAACUCCAAGAUUAUUAUUUUUUUUUCAAAUACUUUUAUACAGCACGUCCCCACACAAACAAGUAGAUGAUUUUAAAUAGGGAGCUUAAGAAAUGCAAAGUGCUUUAUGAGCAACUUGCAUCAAACAGGAGCGUUAUGGUUUAACUGGUGGGCAGUCAAAUCUAAUAGCCUUUUCGACAACUGUAAAACUCCAGAUGGUCACUGGUUUACAGCACAGAAACACUAGAGGCUAUAUUUAUGACUUGGUAUGAGCUGUGAAUAAAAAAAAAGAAGUGAUAUCAUUUUGAGGGUUGUUGUUUUAGACGGUGUGUGAUAAGUUUGACAUGAUUGUAUUGAUAUUUAUUAACGUGUGCAAACUGUAUUAUAUGUAAAGAAAAUGAAUCCUAAUUUUUAAACUGUUCUGUUGACACAUGACUUGUAAUGUAAAUGCUUCAUGUAGCUAAAAUGCAUAGGGGUGUUGGAUGUAUGCUGAAAACGGCAAUAAAACAAUGCAGUUCUUUUAAAUGUUUGCCCA